CCACAUUUGCCAGUAUAUCUCUAACAUAUAGAACGUUAAUGUCACCGUAAGACCAUAAUUGUAUCCAUCUGAAAGUAUAGUUUCGGUCUGUAUUGUUGAGAUUGUUGUGAGCUCAUAGAUUAAAACAGCGGAUCUAUUAUUUUUACUGCAUCGUCAGUAUGGUUGUCUCAUACAAUACAACGCUCCCAUCAGACGAGGAGUUGACUACGCAGGAGAUAACUGUUAGCUAUCCGUUCCUGCAGGCAGCAUCCUUUUACAUUGGGAAGAAAUGUGAAUGGGAUAACAAUGAGUUUAUGUUAUGCAAACAAGAAACUAAGGAUGCGCGGAAAUGUAUUCAGGAAGGAAGAAAAGUAACUGCCUGUGCAUUAGAAGUAUUUCGAGGUAUCAAAAAUCAUUGCGAGAAGGAGUUUAAUCAGUACGUGGAUUGUAUUGAACGAUCCUCUGGUUCAAUGGAAUUCUCUCCAUGUCGCAAAACUCAGGCCAUUAUAGAUCAUUGCGUUCUGAAGAAUCUGGAAAUAGAACGACCACCCUUUGGAUACUUCUGUGAAGCUCGAGUUCACAAAACAUUAAGACCAAAGCCAGAGGAGCCUAAGGAUGAAUUUGUUCUCUAUAAAAGUCCGCCUGCCGACCCUAAACGCACGGAUCCUUUCCUAUUAAAACACAAUAUGAGAGGCCAAAUGUUUCCAUAGUGUAGUUGCAAAAUGUUUAUAGUCGUUACUGUAUAUGCUGGAAACUUACUGGUUUCUUGUAUGACCAGAAAUGGAUACAAAUAUAUGUAAUUUAUUCGUUGGAAGCUAUAUAUUGCUGAGCAGAAAUAAACAUAAAUCAUCAUGAAGAAUAAGUUCUGCUUUACUGGUCGCAAGAUGAAAGAUUGUAUUUAUGAAAAAAGUAUUGUUCACAGGUGGUUGGACAAUGAUCUACAAAUAAGAAUUCUUUCAGGGAAGAUA
Megalopta genalis is the source of this 947-nucleotide messenger RNA. RefSeq names its product NADH dehydrogenase [ubiquinone] 1 alpha subcomplex subunit 8 (gene ND-19). Gene Ontology annotation, biological process: mitochondrial electron transport, NADH to ubiquinone. Gene Ontology annotation, cellular component: respiratory chain complex I. The record is from RefSeq and is a predicted model, not a curated record. Lineage: Eukaryota; Metazoa; Arthropoda; Insecta; Hymenoptera; Halictidae.